Verticillium nonalfalfae is the source of this 633-nucleotide messenger RNA. RefSeq lists its product as uncharacterized. Bases 1 to 633 code for a protein of 210 amino acids. Gene Ontology annotation, molecular function: RNA binding. Gene Ontology annotation, biological process: mRNA splicing, via spliceosome. NCBI's taxonomy places the organism in Eukaryota, Fungi, Ascomycota, Sordariomycetes, Glomerellales, Plectosphaerellaceae. Gene Ontology annotation, cellular component: U1 snRNP; U5 snRNP; U4 snRNP. The record is from RefSeq and is a predicted model, not a curated record. The transcript has 6 exons.
AUGGCGAACAAACAGGGCAAGAUGGCCGGCUACAUCAACUACCGGAUGAGAGUCACUCUGAACGACGGUCGCCAGAUGACCGGUCAGAUGCUUGCAUUUGACAAGCACAUGAACCUCGUCCUCGCCGACACGGAAGAGUUCCGACGCGUCAAGCGCAAGCAGAACAAGCCCUCCGCGCCUGGCGCGAGCGGCUCUGGCCAGACUGUCGAGUCGGAGGAGAAGAGGACUUUGGGCCUUACGAUUGUCCGAGGCGCUCAGAUCGUCUCGCUGUCGGUCGAGUCGGAGCCUCCUGCGGACCCUAGCGCUCGCCUGGGCAAGAGCGCAACCGGCGGCAUCGCAUCUACUCUCAGUGCUGGCCCUGGCGUUGCCCGCCCUGCUGGUCGCGGCGCUGCUGUGCCGCCGUCAUUGGCAGGACCUGCUGCUGGUGUUGGUGGUGGCGCGCCUCCCCCUGGCUUCCCCGGAUUCCCUGGCGGUGCUCCUCCUUUUGCCGGACGUGGAGCCCCUCCCCCGGGUUUCCCUGGUGGAUUCCCCCCUGGAUUCCCUCCUCAGGGUGGCGCAUUCCCUCCCCAAGGCUUCCCUCCCGGUCCUCCUGGCGGCGGUCCUCCUGGCUUCAACCCUCCGCCUCGGAGGUAA